Molecule: messenger RNA, 2953 nt
Organism: Microtus ochrogaster (prairie vole)
Lineage: Eukaryota; Metazoa; Chordata; Mammalia; Rodentia; Cricetidae
Gene: Carm1
Product: coactivator associated arginine methyltransferase 1
Exons: 16
Biological process (GO): chromatin remodeling; peptidyl-arginine methylation, to asymmetrical-dimethyl arginine
Molecular function (GO): histone H3R2 methyltransferase activity
Source: RefSeq, a predicted model, not a curated record
GGUGCGGGGAGCGCGGCGGGGGCUGGCCCGGGCGGCGCGGGGCCCUGCGCGACAGUGUCGGUGUUCCCCGGCGCCCGCCUCCUCACUAUCGGCGACGCGAACGGCGAGAUCCAGAGGCACGCGGAGCAGCAGGCUCUGCGCCUCGAGGUGCGCGCUGGACCAGACGCGGCGGGCAUCGCCCUCUACAGCCAUGAAGAUGUGUGUGUGUUCAAGUGCUCAGUGUCCCGAGAGACAGAGUGCAGCCGUGUGGGCAGACAGUCCUUCAUCAUCACACUGGGCUGCAACAGCGUCCUCAUCCAGUUCGCCACACCCCACGGUAUGUGUNNNNUCUACAACAUCCUGAAAACCUGUCGGGGCCACACACUGGAGCGCUCAGUGUUCAGUGAGAGAACAGAGGAAUCCUCAGCUGUGCAGUACUUCCAGUUUUAUGGCUACCUGUCCCAGCAGCAGAACAUGAUGCAGGACUAUGUGCGUACAGGUACCUACCAGCGUGCGAUCCUGCAAAACCACACCGACUUCAAGGACAAGAUUGUUCUCGAUGUAGGCUGUGGCUCUGGGAUCCUGUCAUUUUUUGCUGCUCAAGCAGGAGCCAGGAAAAUUUACGCAGUGGAGGCCAGCACCAUGGCUCAGCAUGCUGAGGUCCUGGUGAAGAGUAACAACCUGACAGACCGCAUCGUGGUCAUCCCUGGCAAGGUAGAGGAGGUCUCAUUGCCUGAACAAGUGGACAUUAUCAUCUCAGAGCCCAUGGGCUACAUGCUCUUCAAUGAACGCAUGCUCGAGAGCUACCUCCAUGCCAAAAAGUACCUGAAGCCCAGUGGAAACAUGUUCCCCACCAUUGGUGACGUCCACCUCGCACCCUUCACCGAUGAACAGCUCUACAUGGAGCAGUUCACCAAAGCCAACUUCUGGUACCAGCCAUCCUUCCACGGAGUAGACCUGUCAGCCCUCCGAGGUGCCGCUGUGGAUGAGUAUUUCCGGCAACCUGUCGUGGACACAUUUGACAUCCGGAUCCUGAUGGCCAAAUCUGUCAAGUACACAGUGAACUUCUUAGAAGCCAAAGAAGGCGAUUUGCACAGGAUAGAAAUCCCAUUCAAAUUCCACAUGCUGCAUUCAGGGCUGGUCCAUGGCUUGGCGUUCUGGUUCGAUGUUGCUUUUAUUGGCUCCAUAAUGACCGUGUGGCUGUCCACAGCCCCAACAGAGCCCCUGACCCACUGGUACCAGGUCCGGUGCCUCUUCCAGUCACCGUUGUUUGCCAAGGCUGGAGACACGCUCUCAGGGACAUGUCUGCUUAUUGCCAACAAAAGACAGAGCUAUGACAUCAGUAUUGUGGCCCAGGUCGACCAGACAGGCUCCAAAUCCAGUAAUCUGCUGGACCUGAAGAACCCCUUUUUCAGGUACACGGGCACAACCCCAUCACCCCCACCUGGCUCACACUACACAUCUCCCUCCGAGAAUAUGUGGAACACAGGAAGCACCUACAAUCUUAGCAGCGGGGUCGCUGUGGCCGGAAUGCCUACUGCCUAUGACCUGAGCAGUGUUAUUGCCGGCGGCUCUAGUGUUGGUCACAACAACCUGAUUCCCUUAGCCAACACAGGGAUUGUCAAUCACACCCACUCCCGGAUGGGCUCCAUAAUGAGCACGGGCAUUGUCCAAGGCUCCUCAGGUGCCCAAGGAGGCAGCGGUGGCUCCAGUGCCCACUAUGCAGUCAACAACCAGUUCACCAUGGGUGGCCCCGCCAUCUCCAUGGCCUCACCCAUGUCCAUCCCAACCAACACCAUGCACUACGGGAGCUAGGUGCCUCCAGCUGCAACACCACUGCGCACUGACAGCACCAGGAAACCAAAUGAAGUCCACGCCCAGUGCAGCCGGUGGCUGUCCCCCUUGUUCUGGAGAAGCGUGAACACCCAGUCACAGCCCUCUUUGCAAUGGGAACUUGGACACUUUUGUACACGAUGUCGCCGCUGCCCUCAAGUAUCCCCAGCCCACCCUUUGGCCCUGAGCGCGUUGUCGCUGCCAUGUUUUACAUGAGAUCCUGUUGGGGCAGCCCUCAUCCUGUUCUGCCCUCUCCAACCUGACCUGGCUUUGACAUCUACUGGAAGAGGCAAGCUCCCUUCACCCAAUCCCACACACACAGCUGCGCCUGACCAGGCAGGAGGAAGCCAGCAGCUGCCACUACCAGACCUGGCAGAACCCAUCCCCCAACCCAUCCUUGCACCUGCCCCUCACCUGGGGUAGCAGCACAGCCAGCUGGACCUCUUCUUCAACUACCAGGCCACAUGGUCACCAUGGACGUGACAUGCUGCUUUUUUUAAUUUUAUUUUUUUACGAAAAGAACCAGUGUCAACCCACAGACCCUCUGAGAAACCCGGCUGGCCGGGCCCAGCCAGCAGCCCCUGUCCGUAAGCCCAGAGGUUCUAGGUGAGGGGUGACCUGUCAAGCCUUCAGGGCAGGCAUCACCCCCUCUCACCAAAGGGUUCACCUCACACUUGAAUGUACAAAAACACCCAGCUGUCCAAAGGCCUCUAGCCCCUGCUUCCUGCUACUGUCCUGUCCUGAGCCCUGAAGGUCCCCCUUUACCAAAAGCUGGAACAGGCAGCCCAAAGGGAAAGUCACCCAGGGCCACUGGGGCAGACAAAAACCUCAAGGAUCUGUCACAGAAGGAAGGAGGGCAUACUCUCCAUGAUAGCUAACAUGGGCCUUUGUGUUGCACUCCACAUUCAUGCUCUACUUCCUCCUCUCAAGACAGCAUCCCUGAAAAGGGGCCUAGAAGGGACCUCUCCCUCCAGCAGAAAAAGAAGAAAAGAAACAAGAAGGGCAGUUUCUCCCCUGCUCCCUUGCCCUAGAGUCUCCACCCACCUCAGUGGCCAGAGCCCGGGCUGGGCCUAUGCCUACCAUAGGUACUCCUGGCAAUGGCUGGAUCUGCCUGUGCCCAGGGCCCACAGGCAGGCUGGAA